AUUCCUGCACGCUGCCAUCACCGGCCGUGACCGGAAGGGGAGGAAUCAGGGCCUUUCCAGCACCUGCCGCGGCAACGACAUGCAGGCGGCCCUGGAAGUGACCGCGCGCUACUGCAGCAGGGAGCUGGAGCAGUAUGGCCAGUGCGUGGCUGCCAAGCCGCAGUCGUGGCAGCGGGACUGCUACCACCUGAAGAUGAGCAUCGCCCAGUGCACCUCUUCCCACCCUAUCAUUCGUCAGAUCCGUCAGGAAUGUGCCGAACCUUUUGAAGCCUUUGAGCUGUGUCUCCGACAGAAUGAAGCUGCCGUGGGCAACUGCUCCGAGCACGUUCGGCGAUUCCUGCAGUGUGCCGAACGGGUGCAGCCGCCGGCAGAGGUGGGCAGCAGGAACUCCGGGAGGGACAGGUCUGCGGUCCCGGCCCCUGCCACCAAGCCUUGAGAUACGUCUUGGGAGGGAAGGACAGAUAAGUGACCAGCGUCCUUUUCCUCCACAGCCAGACUCUCUCCAGGCGCAGUGAGCAUUUAUUUUUCUUGGGCCAUGGAAGCAUUGAGCAUAUGUGAACAUGGGAUUUUCUCUGGAGAGCCGUUGGAAGGGCCUUAGUCACUGAUGGCUGACCUGAAGGUGUUGAGCCCACACCUCACCAACCAAAUAAAGACACAUUAGUUAAGAGCCCUAGGUUCAAAAGCUUCUCCUCUACCUUGGCCUGAGGGUAGUGAACUUCUCUGCUCUAGGGUAAAGGCAUAAGAAAGGACAAACAGGUCUUGUUUUUUAAUUUAUAAAUGUUUUCUUUGGAAAGUCUAAAUGGAAAGAUUCCUCAACAUGAAGAGAGUUAUUGGACCUAGGAACAACCUGGGCCAGAGGGCACUCAGAUCAAGAGCAUAAGAGUGUCAGGGUCACUUCUGAUUCACCACCUCAUGUUCCUAAAGUUGGAAACUGAACAGGAUCGGGAAUAUCUUUACGCUCUUCCUCUCCUGUUCCCUCCCCCUCAGAGCAUAUAGUAGGGUGAGGUAAAAUGGGGAAAGUAAAGCAAAGUUCAGAGGUACAACAGUACAACACAGAAAUUGGAUUUGGAGUUAGAGCAACGGUGUUCAUUCCCUCCUCUGCUACUUACUACUGUAUCAGGGACAAAGUGAGAAUUUCUAAAACUUUGGUAAUUACAUUUCAUACUAAAGGACUCAGUAUGAGAUUUAGAGUACUAUUUUAUUGGGGGUCAGUAUCUAAAUUAAAAUACAUGCUAGAAUGAAGACAUAGAAGUAGAUCUGGAAGAAAACUCAAAGGCCAGUUAGUCUAACUCAUUUACAGACUGAAGCUAGGGGAGAUUAAUCAGUUUCACAGAAUUUGAGUUGGAUCUUUGCUGUUAUAUAGUCUACUAACCCAUAUUCUAGAUAAUCAGCGCUUUCUCAUACCCAGCAAAUGGUCAUACUGCUACUGCUUGAAGAUCUACCAGGAGAAACCCACCUUCUCUCCGAGCAGCCCAUUUUACCUUUCAGUGCCUCUAAUUGUUAGGCAAAGGUCACACAAAUAAUGUUAAGUGGCAGAGCCCAGAUAUGCAUGUGAAUGCAGUGUUUGAGAAUUUCAGUCUUUUCAUUUCACCACACCAUACCACAAUCAAAGCCAUUCUUUUAGUUCCCCCAGACUCCACAUUGGUCAUUCCUAUCACUUCAACAAAUAGCUUUAUUCACUCCACUCUGCCAUAGGACCUGUCUUUUGCCCCACUUUCCCUUUCCUGCUUAAAUCUAACAUUUUCCCUGCUUCAGAAAGUUCUCCUAAGCUAAACUCAUCCAAUUCUGCUUAAUGUCAUUUGUCCCUUUUCCCUGCUUAUGAACAGUUGUCCUUAUUUCCCUGUCUUCAGGCUCAGUCAUAAGAGAGUGCUGAGGUGAGUCAUUAUCAUUUCUAUAGGUGAAGAGUGACAAGUUACAUGGAGACUGGUACUAGAAUUGUCCUAAAAUUUUAACAUUUUUAUUCACACUCUGAAAAAGAGUAUACACAAAGAAAUUUCCUAGUAGGCAUAUGGCACUUGGAUCAUCUUCCCACUAAGGAUCUCAAAGAAUUGGCUCUUUGGAGAUGGUGCUGGUUUUGGAUGGUUUUCCUUAGGACAACAAACGUAGGAUCACUGAAAGGAGUCAGAGGCAGCAUGAUAUAGAAGAGAAAUAGGCUAGGACAUAAGAGACCUGACUUCUAGCCCCAACUCUUAUAUUAACUUGCUGUGUAAUCUUGGACGAGUCAGUUAAAUUCUCUGAGAAACGAUUCCAGGGUCCCUUCUGGCUGUAAUAGUAUAAUAGGGAUUUUUGUGACUGUUAUUAAUCCAAGUUAAUUACAUUACUACCCCCACCCCUAGCUUGUUGAUGUCAGAAUAUGGGUUUUGAGGGUCUUAAGACAAAUGUGGUCUUAGCAAAGAGAUAAAGGCAAACUUACCCUCUAGACUGCUCCCUCCCCCACAAUUUGUCCAUAGUAUGUGAGAAAGGCCACUAGAGUCUUGCAAUAGUGUGACCUCGGGCAAACCCUGUUUUGCCUUUUGGCUCCAGUUUCCUGCUCUCUGAAACAGACCAAAUUUAGAGGAUUUUUUUUUUAGGGUUAACUUAAACAGAAAAGCCUUGGGGUUAGAGCAGAGAAAACCAAACAGUCAUAUAUCAACUAUAACAAUCUCCCCCUCAAUCUUGCCACACUUUUUUGGGGGGGAGGGGGAAAUGAUUCUAUAGGACUCCUGAAUGUCUGGGCUCCCAAUAAUUCCUGUCUUCGAAGCAAAACAGCCUUUAGUGUUUAAGUCCAUGAUUGCCACUCAAACCUUACAACUUCUCAUCUUCUAUCCUUUACUAAAUGUAAAAGCAGUCUCAUAAGUUUAUGCUUCCCAAACCUGUGUAAGGAAGAGCCUAACCAAUGAGCCACCCUAGGUCCCUACCUGUGAGGGGUUGUCCGAUGUUGGCUACAAGCCACAUGGUGAAGUGGGGUAGGGACAAGAUAUUAGGAAGUAACCGGACCGAAGCAGGGGGCUGUGCCACGCAGGAGUUAGACGGCAGGGAGCAAUCUUCCUUUGUUACGUCCUCUCCUUUGGUGCAGCGCUAACCCCAGAAGUCUCCUUCCGGUAUCUGGACCUAUGCCCAAUCACUGAAGGCAGGCUGAGGAGGAGGAGGAGUUAGUAAAGUUUAUAAGGGGCAGUAGGAGCCGGGGCUCUCUCUUGCUCUCCUGCUUGGUUUGCUGUGAUGGUCUCUGAAUAAAGUCUGAGUGCUUGCACCUCC
Molecule: messenger RNA, 3234 nt
Organism: Vombatus ursinus (common wombat)
Lineage: Eukaryota; Metazoa; Chordata; Mammalia; Diprotodontia; Vombatidae
Gene: CHCHD5
Product: coiled-coil-helix-coiled-coil-helix domain containing 5
Exons: 3
Coding region: 80-436 (118 amino acids)
Source: RefSeq, a predicted model, not a curated record